Messenger RNA from Patella vulgata (common limpet), 2086 nucleotides. Its product is annotated as cytochrome P450 2H1. NCBI's taxonomy places the organism in Eukaryota, Metazoa, Mollusca, Gastropoda, Patellidae. The coding region runs from base 92 to 1609 and encodes 505 amino acids. The transcript is spliced from 4 exons. Gene Ontology annotation, cellular component: cytoplasm; intracellular membrane-bounded organelle. Gene Ontology annotation, biological process: xenobiotic metabolic process. Gene Ontology annotation, molecular function: heme binding; iron ion binding; oxidoreductase activity, acting on paired donors, with incorporation or reduction of molecular oxygen, reduced flavin or flavoprotein as one donor, and incorporation of one atom of oxygen. The record is from RefSeq and is a predicted model, not a curated record.
UUAUAACGUUACUGAAUAUAUUGGGUUUUGUAGCUGACCCGGUUUUAACCAUACCUUAUUCAUAAGCGUUACAAGUUGUGAGUGUUUAGUCAUGGCUGGGUUUUUAAAACCAUUUCAAGAUACGUUACAAGGAAUUAACAUGAAUUUGGGGACCGUUUUACUGGUGGGUGUUUGUAUUGGAAUAUGGCUGCUAUCGAGAAAACCUCGCGGAAUCCCCCCAGGUCCAAGAUUUACACUCCCCUUCGUAGGCGAUUUGUUAUUUUUAGAAGGAGGAGGAGAUGUCCGAGUUGCUACAAGACAACUGAGGAAGAAAUAUGGAGAUAUAUUUAGCGUUUAUUUUGGACCGAAAUUAUUCAUCUUCAUCAAUGGUUAUGAUUUGAUUAAAGAAGCCUUAGUGAAAAGGGCCGACGAAUUUACCAACAGACCGCCAAUGUUUAUCAAUGAUUUACUCUCAAAAAGAAAAGGUAUUGUAUUUUCUUCGGGUCAGCUGUGGAAAGAACAAAGAAAAUUUGCUCUGGAAACAUUAAGAGAAUUUGGUUUCGGGAGAACAGUACUCGAGGACAAAAUAUUGGAAGAAAUUGGUUAUUAUGUUGAAGUCAUUGGAAAACAUAAUGGUAAAGCGUUUAAUAUCCAACGAUUGACCCAAACUUCUGUUUCCAACGUCAUUUCAUCUAUAGUUUAUGGUCAAAGAUUUGAUUAUGGUGAUCCGGUAUUUAUAGAUUUUGUAGAGAGAGUGGACGAGAAUUUUGCUGUGGCGGGGUCUUCAAGUUUACUAAAUUUCUUACCGGUGCUCCGAUUCUUACCUGGUGAUUUUUUCAAAUUUAAGAGAACGAUUCGUAAUAAUCAAACACAAGAGAUGAAUUUAAUUGAACCUUCUGUUAAUGAUCAUCUGAAGAAUUAUGACGAGAACAACACCAAUGAUUUUAUCAGCAGCUAUAUUAAAGAAAUGAAACGCGUAGAAAAAUCAGGCGAGGAAUCCACCAUAGAUAAGGAUAAUUUAAUCAAAUCAAUCGGAGAUCUGUUUGUAGCUGGUACAGAAACAACAUCAACAACUAUUCUAUGGACGAUUCUCUACUUACUUCAUAAUCCAAGCGUACAAGCCAAAUGUUAUAAAGAGAUUCAAGAUGUCGUUGGUUCAGGUCGUCUACCCUCUAUGAAAGACAGGUCAUCUAUGCCGUAUACCCAAGCUGUUCUGCUGGAAGUUUUGAGAAUUGCUAACAUCGCUAUAGUUGGGCUUCCACACACUGUUGGUAAGGAUGUUAUAUUUCAUGGUUAUGUUAUUCCAAAGCACACAGUGGUGUUUGGAAAUAUCGACUCGGUAUUGGCAGAUGACGGAGUAUGGGGUGACGCCGGCGUUUUUCGACCUGAACGAUUCCUUGAUGAAAAUGGACAACUUGUAAAAAGAGAAGAAUUCAUUCCCUUUUCUCUAGGAAGAAGAAUCUGCCUUGGAGAAUCUUUGGCUAAAAUGGAGUUAUUUUUAUUCAUGACAACCUUGAUACAAAGAUUUGAAUUCAAACCAGUAGAUCCUAAUAAUUUACCGACUUUAAAGGGUAUUCUGGGACUCGCACAUUCUCCUACCCAAUACGAAGUGAGAGCCUUACCGCGAUGAGCGGCUGCACUGAAAAUAUAACUUGAGAUAUUGUGAGAAAUUUGAAAGUUACAAUUUCAUAUUUUCUAAGAAAGUCAAAACAUAAUUAUUUCUAUGUCUUUUGCUCAAUAGGUUGUCAACUCACUAUUAUACGAUCAUAGGUGUCAUUCUCACACUUAAAACUCAUUUACACCGGAAAUAAUAACACAAUUACCUCACAAUUACCUCCCUUGUUUUCUAUUCUCCACCAUGGAGUAGCUAUCUUCAAACGUUUGAAUUUGAAGAUGAACAUGAUAUUUUUGCCAAUUUCUCAACUGGCAAUAGUGAAUUAUAGGAUUAAUAGGAUUAUUCUUUAACAAGGUCGGACUGUUUAUAGAUACCAUCUAUUUUAAGGCUUUAUUUUAAUAAAUUUUAAAAAUAUAACUUAAAAAUAUGAAAUUGCAACUUUAAUGCAUGGCAAUGUCUGGUUUAUGCAAUAAAGAGCUCCUUUUGUCUGUG